Molecule: messenger RNA, 510 nt
Organism: Nematolebias whitei (Rio pearlfish)
Lineage: Eukaryota; Metazoa; Chordata; Actinopteri; Cyprinodontiformes; Rivulidae
Product: DNA polymerase theta-like
Exons: 4
Coding region: 1-396 (131 amino acids)
Biological process (GO): double-strand break repair via alternative nonhomologous end joining; DNA-templated DNA replication
Molecular function (GO): DNA binding; DNA-directed DNA polymerase activity
Source: RefSeq, a predicted model, not a curated record
AUGCAAGCUAAACUUUCAGCGUUGGAGUCAGAAGCUUACAGCCUGGCAGGACACACCUUCUCCCUCACCAGCGUCGAUGACAUAGUGCAGGUGUUGUUCUUGGAGCUUCAUUUACCUCCUAAUGGUGAUGCAGGUGGACCAAGGAGUAAGAAGACUCUGGGUUACACCAGGAGAGGUGGAGGCAGAGCACGCCUUGGGAAGCACUUCAGCACCACCAAGGAUGUUCUGGAGAAACUCCGCCCCCUGCACCCUUUGCCAGGUGUGAAUCUAGAGUGGAGGCGGAUCACUAACGCCCUGACUAAGGUGGUCUUCCCCCUGCAGAGGGUGAAACAGCAUCAUCCUACACUAAAGAUGGACAGAUUAUAUCCAGUCGCCCAGACCCACAGCCACCGGUAGAGUGAGCUUUACUGAACCAAACAUACAGAAUGUCCCCAAAGAUUUUGAGGUUUACAUGCCCACAGUGAUAAGUGAAAGCCCACCUUCACAAAAUGCCUUCCAGGUGACUCGUAA